Messenger RNA from Plasmodium vinckei vinckei, 786 nucleotides. Its product is annotated as protein transport protein SFT2, putative. Lineage: Eukaryota; Apicomplexa; Aconoidasida; Haemosporida; Plasmodiidae. The record is from RefSeq and is a predicted model, not a curated record. Gene Ontology annotation, cellular component: membrane. The transcript is spliced from 4 exons. Gene Ontology annotation, biological process: vesicle-mediated transport. Bases 1 to 786 code for a protein of 261 amino acids.
AUGGGAGGUGAAAAUAAUUUUGAUGGUUUAUCAUUUUUUGACAACAAUGAUUUUCAAAACUCAAAUCGAGAUUAUGUGAGAGGUGCAAUGGAUGAUAAUAAUAAUAGAAGUGAAGAAAAAGGGCUACUUGAAAAAGCUAUAAGCUUUUCAAAAAAGGGCGCAGAAACUAUACAAAAAGGAAUUAAAAAAACAUUAGAUAAAACUAAUUUAAAUAGUUCUCCUUCAUUGAUAUCUAAUUCAACAGCAGCCGAUACAGGAUCCAUGUUUUCAAAUUUCCCAUCUUUUACUAAUCAAAAUAGUGAAAAUUCUGCAAGCACAGCUUAUGCAUUUACAACAUUAUUAUCAUAUAAAAAUUUUCCAUUAUUUUGUCUUUUAUUUGGAAUUAGUAUUGUUUUUAUGUUACUAUCCAUAUUCACCUUACCAAUGAUCGUUAUAUCUCCUAGACAGUUUGGAUUUUUCUUUACAUUAGCCUCAAUAUGUUUUGUUUCAUCAUUGGCAUUUCUUAAAGGGUUUUCUAACUUGUACGCCCAUUUGACCGAGAAAAAUCGCCUUCCAUUCACAACCGCAUACAUAUUAUCCUUAAUUUCAACCCUUUACUAUACCGUCAUUAGUCCCUUUUACUUAUUUGCCUUAAUAACAUCCAUUAUCCAAGUGUUUGCACUUAUUUCUUUCAUUCUUUCAUACAUACCAGGUGGAGCUAAUGUAAUAAAAAUGGUACUUACUGGAAUGUAUAAUUAUAUUAAAGGUCUAUUUCGUAGAAAUAAUUCCUCAGAUUUACCGUUUUAA